Dromaius novaehollandiae (emu) is the source of this 1472-nucleotide messenger RNA. Its product is annotated as G2/mitotic-specific cyclin-B1. The coding region runs from base 133 to 1368 and encodes 411 amino acids. NCBI's taxonomy places the organism in Eukaryota, Metazoa, Chordata, Aves, Casuariiformes, Dromaiidae. Gene Ontology annotation, molecular function: cyclin-dependent protein serine/threonine kinase regulator activity. The record is from RefSeq and is a predicted model, not a curated record. The transcript is spliced from 8 exons. Gene Ontology annotation, biological process: mitotic cell cycle phase transition.
GCGGCAGCGGGCAGCCAAUGAGCGGCGCCGCGUGCGAGAUUUAAACGUGCGGCGACGCAGCCCGGCUCCGUUCCCCUCGGCUCCGCUCCGGCUCCCGCUCCGCUCCCGUCGGCUCCGCUCGGCGUCGCGGCCAUGGCGCUCAGGGUCACCCGGCACACGCGGACGGCGGCCGACGCCACGGCGAAGAGUAGCGCGCCCGCCGCCAAGCGCGGGGCCCCGGCGGCUGCCAAGGCGGGGCUGCGCCCCCGCACCGCCCUGGGCGACAUCGGUAAUCGCGUCGCCGAGCCGCAGCCGCGGGCCGCCGUCAAGAAGCCGCCGCCCGCCGCCGCCGAGAAGGUGGCGCCCCGCAGGGCCCCGCGGGCGGCGCCCAAGGAGGAGCCGCCGCAGCCCGAGCCGCAGCCGCCGCCCGAGCCUGAGCCGGCCAAGCUGGAGUCACCGUCUCCAACGCCCAUGGAGACGUCCGGGUGCGCCCCGUCGGAGGAGAUGCUGUGCCAGGCCUUUUCCGAUGUCUUGCUUGAAGUGAAGGAUGUCGAUGUGGAAGAUGGCACUGACCCCAACCUCUGCAGUGAAUAUGUUAAGGAUAUCUACAACUAUCUGAGAGACCUUGAGGAAAAACAAGCUGUCAGACCCAAAUACCUGGCAGGCCAGGAAAUCACUGGGAAUAUGCGAGCUAUACUAAUAGACUGGCUUGUGCAAGUACAGAUGAAGUUCAGACUCCUGCAGGAGACAAUGUACAUGACAGUUGCUAUCAUUGAUCGCUUCUUGCAGGACAAUACUGUGUCCAAGAAGACAUUGCAGCUGGUUGGUGUCACAGCUAUGUUCAUUGCCAGCAAGUAUGAAGAAAUGUAUCCCCCUGAAAUUGGGGAUUUUGCCUUUGUAACGGAUCACACUUAUACAAAGUCCCAGAUUCGCCAGAUGGAGAUGAAGAUCCUCCAAGCCCUGGACUUUGGUCUGGGUCGCCCUCUGCCUCUACACUUCCUAAGGAGGGCUUCAAAGAUUGCAGAGGUGGACUUGGAACAGCACACUCUGGCCAAGUACCUGAUGGAGUUGUCCAUGGUGGACUAUGAAAUGGUCCACUUUCCUCCUUCUAAAACUGCGGCUGCUGCUUCCUGUUUGGCUCUAAAAGUUCUUGAUGGAGGCGAGUGGACACCAACUCUACAGCACUACAUGACAUACACUGAGAGUGACCUUCUUCCAGUCAUGCAACAUAUGGCAAAGAACAUAAUCCUAGUGAAUCGGGGCCUUACCAAGCACAUGACAAUCAAGAAUAAAUAUGCCAGCAGCAAAAAUGCCAAGAUAAGCACUAUUGCACAGCUGAACUCUGCUGUCAUACAGAAUCUAGCCAAACCUCUGGCCAAAGCGCUGUAACUCUACGUGAACUUGGGCAGGAUGUUGGCACCAUGUGCCACUGUGUACAUAGUAUAUCUUAUUUGUGUGUCAAAGCUUUUAAUAAAGCAUCUUGUUGCCUUUUA